GUGACAACACACAAGAGAGCGUUACGUCGAAUACGAUACUCCUUGUGCAAAAGAGGAACGGGAUUAUACGCCGUACACAAGCCGCCUUGUCGCACCGACGGCAGGUUAUGUUCUCCCCGAGGCGGCGAUGAUGCGCUCGGUCGUCGUUUCUGUGCACAAGGGGGGCCAUUGCCCAGAGUUGAAGCUAGUGCGCUAGCCCGUUUUCGGGGGUGGCUAGCCCGGGGCUCGGCACGACGUGACGCCACUCGAACGGUCCCGCGAGGCGGACACGUCCUGCGGGUUUUCACCCCGCGCGCGCGCGAGAGAGAGAGACAGAGAGAAAAAAAGGAAAAGAAAAGCUAACGCGGCGCUAGCAUCGGCGUUCGCUAGCGAGCGUCGGCUAAACCGGGACCGAGAACACACGGGGAUGGUUCUGUGGAUCGAAACGCUCCGUCUGCAGAGAAAGGCGAGGGGCAAUAAGGGUUAUCGCACCGCCGGGCUGUAACUUUUGGGACUCCGGCUGCUUUUUUAACGGAGGGGGACGGCGCUCACGGUUUUGCGGUGGUUUUUUUUGUUGUUGUCUUGACGCCCGGCUCAUCUUCUCUUCUUCUUCUUCGUUUCUUUUGUUUUUCUCGUGCCCCCUAGAAAGAAGACCGCUACAUGGUAGCCAGGGCCGGCGCCAGAGCUAGCCGAGGGCACGGCUGCGUUGUUUCGAGGGGGGAGAACAAAAGGGAUCUCCGCCCCGCGGCGACGUGUGGCGAAACUCGGUGCUGACUAACCGCGACAAUAAAUCGAGGAUAAGCUGAAGUUUAGGAAAAAAACGAAACGAUAAGUGAACGUUAAGGGUCACCGACUCUUAUUAGCGCGCUAUAAAUGGCACAAGCUUCGCUGGCUGGUCGUUGACGUUAAAUUGAAUAUUUUAACUGGUGUGGAGAUUUUUUUGGGUUUUUUUGUGGCAUUAUCUCUCCUCCCCCCCUCUUCGGAUGCUGGCAUCAAACCCAAACUGCAGUCAUGAUGAUAAUAAGCAGGAAACCAGAGGGCCCCAUAGCAACAGCCCGACAUGGCGACGGUCUGUAUGACUCCUACAUGAGAACAGACCACAUUCUGAAAGACGAAGCAGAUACAAACAGUCCCUCUGGGCUACCCCCCAUGCCCAAACACACGGUGGUCAGUAACAAGGCCGUCAUGAGGGAUCAGGUGACUGUGCGGGGAGGUCAGCUGAAAGUCAAGUACCUGUAUGAAGACUCCACAUACAACCGUAAGAUCAGUGCUGUUACCACGGCAAACACGCACAACAGUGGGACCACUGGUCUGCCGCCCGGCAAACCCGUUCCUGUCUCCAGUCUGUCCAAGGAGCGCAGUGUGGACAGCACGGGCUCCAGUAAGGGCUCUAGUGACUCAUCUGGCCCCCAGGGAACUGGGAACGGAGGGAAUACCACAAGCAGUGGCAAGCUGUGUGGCCCCCUGACUCCAGAGCAGGCUCUGAGACAGUACCGUCCCCAGCUGACCACCCUGGAGCAGACGGAAAUCCACUCCUACCCAGAUGUCUACUUCAUCGGACCCAAUGCAAAGAAGAGGCCUGCUGUGGCCGGGGGCAAUAACAAUUGUGGCUACGAUGAUGAACAGGGGGGCUACAUUCACGUCCCCCACGAUCACCUAGCCUACCGCUACGAGUUUCUCAAGGUGAUUGGCAAGGGGAGCUUUGGGCAGGUGGCCAAGGUGUACGACCAUAAGUUGCAGCAGCACCUGGCCCUGAAGAUGGUGCGCAACGAGAAGCGCUUCCACCGGCAGGCGCAGGAGGAGAUACGCAUCCUCGAGCACCUGCGCAAGCAGGACCGUAACGGCACCAUGAAUGUGGUGCACAUGCUGGAGAACUUCACCUUCCGCAACCACAUCUGCAUGACAUUUGAGCUGCUGAGCAUGAAUCUGUAUGAACUGAUCAAGAGGAACAAGUUCCAGGGCUUUAGCCUGCCGCUGGUGAGGAAGUUUGCCCACUCUAUUCUGCAGUGUCUGGAGGCCCUGAGCAGACACAGGAUCAUCCACUGCGACCUCAAGCCAGAGAACAUCUUGCUCAAGCAGCAGGGACGCAGUGGCAUCAAGGUGAUUGACUUUGGCUCCAGCUGUUUUGAACACCAGCGGGUGUACACUUACAUCCAGUCCCGUUUCUACCGGGCCCCAGAAGUGAUUCUUGGCUCACGUUAUGGCCUACCCAUCGACAUGUGGAGCUUCGGCUGUAUACUGGCCGAACUGCUGACGGGCUAUCCCCUGUUCCCUGGGGAAGAUGAGGGUGACCAGCUGGCCUGUGUCAUGGAGCUGCUGGGCAUGCCUCCACAGAAGGUUCUGGAGCAGGCCAAGCGAGCAAAGAACUUCAUCAACUCCAAGGGACACCCACGCUACUGUGGGGCCAACACGCUGCCCACCGGGGCCACCGUGCUAACAGGGUCUCGCUCCCGCCGCGGCAAGAUGAGGGGCCCGCCAGGCAGCAAGGAGUGGAGCGCUGCACUCAAGGGCUGCGAGGACCCCACCUUUACUGACUUCAUUAAGAAGUGCCUGGACUGGGACCCCUCCUCUCGCCUCACCCCCAGCCAGGCCCUCAGACACCCCUGGCUCUACCGCCGGCUGCCAAAACCCCUGCCUGGGGCCGAGAAGAGCCAGGGUCCCACAGUCAAGAGGCUCCCCGAGCACCACAGCACCUCCUUCCCUUCCAUCAUGGCUAAAGGAGGACCUGGUUUGGUCACUGCCGCGGCCACCAACAACAAACUGAGGAGCAACAUGAUUGGAGACUCAGGGGAGGCCAUACCAUUCCGCACAGUCCUACCCAAACUUGUUUCCUAGAGAGAGAGAGAGAGAGAGAGAGAGAAUCUUUGCUCCUUUCUCUGUCUCCCUCUCUCUGUCUCCCUCUCUCUUUCUUCCUUCCUUCACUUUAUCACCAUCUCCACUCCUCAGGAGGGGUAGGAGUACGGAACGGACCGGAGCCUUGGUUUUAAAAAAUCGUUUGAUUUGUUCCUUUUAUUUGUUUUCUACAGAGUGGUGUCGACACCCCUGGUUUUUAAUAUUAGCCUAAGUGAGUGACACAGCGAAAGAAAUGAAUAAGACACUUUAAAAGCUUUGUCACAGCUUGUUUCUUUGAGCAGCUGUGUGAUUUUUGUCUGACAACCAUUAUUGAGGUUUGAUUUGGACAUUGCUUUUUAAAGAAAAAACAACAACUUUGUGCGAGUGGAAUGCUCUGUACAUGAACGAAUGUUUUCACCUGUGUGUUCUCACGUGAGUGUCAAUGAGUUGCACAUACACAUUCACAAUCUGUUUUUAAAUGCUCAGCUGUGUGAGUGAAACUAAACAAAAAUAAGAAAAAAAGGGCUGUAGAGGUGACGCUUGUAUCAGGUAUUAAGUCCUGGUCAUCACCUUUUGGUUUUUUAUAGGAAAUGAAACACGCUCUAGUUUUAAGGCCCUGCACACAAAAGCACACUUGGUACACAUACAUACACACAGAUGAAGAUGGGUUGGCAUUGUGAUGUGAAUGAUUUAGGAAUAUAAUUUUAGCAAUAAAUUAAGCCUGCAUUUUCUUACCCCCCCCCCCCCCACUCUGCUCAGACUUUCCUGAUCUCCAGUGAUUGCAUGUCAGCUGUGCGGGUGUGUGUAUGUGGUUCUCAGUGUGUGUGUUUGUGUGUGUGUGUGUGCACGUGCGCAUGUGAACGUGUCAGACUUAAGCAUGUGGUGCUAGCGUAUGAGUCAUUGAGAAGGUAUGGGACCAGCUAAUUAAAGUCCCCAACUGCUACCCCAGCCUUCUCUGGUUGGAAAGUGAUAAAGGGGAUGAUAGUGUCUCUGCUCUCUAACUGUGUCACGACCGCUCUGUACUUCACAGGGUGGUUCAUAUGAAACUGAGAAACACAGACACGCACACAAACACCUGUAGGUCACUGCCAGGAAUUUUGGUGUUGGAAAGUGAGAGGUAGAAAUUGCAGUGCUAGCAACUCUUCCAUGCUGCUGAUCGGUUGGUUAAGAGUUGGCAAUGAUAGUCACAUUAAAGCCAUUGGAGUAAAAGUGCAUGAUGGGAUGAUAUGGAGAGCAGUAUAAGAAUAUUAUUGUUAUAAUUAUUAUUAUUAUUAAAAACUUGGGCUCAAGCUGGCCAGUGAUAAGAUGGGAGUGUGAACGUUCUAUGGUUACUGAGGAAAGAGGUCUUUCUCAGGGAGACAUACUUGAUACAUCCUUUACCCUUCUGUCUGUUUUACUUUACUUACACUUGCACUGUCCAGACCGUAGAUGAACAUGCAUGCAGUUCGCAGUUUCCCACAGAGAGAAAAUGCAUAUUAAUAUAUAUAUAUAUAUAUAAUAUGUGUGUGUCUGCAGUGGGGGUCUUCAUGCGCCACAAUUUGAUCUAGAUUCUCCCUCCUUCCCCACUUGUUCAUUCUCUCUCGUUUUCCGACUGUCAUGUAGGGCAGGGAAUCUCUUAAAGUCACAAAUUGUGAAUUAUGGUGCUUUCCAAACUGACACACAAACACACACACACAGUGACCGUAACACACAAAUGUGUGCACACGUGAACACAAAUGAUGCUAGGUGCAUGUUGUAUGGACCAGACCACUCAAAAGAGUUCAGGGAGAAGAAAAAAACUCAGUUGUACUCUCUCUCUCUCUGUCUUCUUUCAAAAACUUUUUCUCUCAGUAAACUGUCAGGGAUUUCUAAUCUUCCUGUCUCCUUUUUUAAUAUAGAAGUGAUUUCUAUUGCUGUUCUCUCCAGAAUAUCAGAGGAUUUUUAACUGCAGAGGCGGGGGGUGAAAAGAGAAAGUUGUAUGCUGACAUGUUAUUCUAGCUAGUAGGAGGGUGUUUGGUGUUCCAGCAUGACACCAGAACAUGUUAUACAGACUGAGUGACUAUGAGAAGAGAAACUGUACAGUAACCAAAUGAACUUGUGAUAGUUUCUUUUUCUAAAGAAAAUAAAAUGGAUUAUUAACUGAA
Lampris incognitus (smalleye Pacific opah) is the source of this 4934-nucleotide messenger RNA. It is a transcript of the gene dyrk3, whose product is annotated as dual specificity tyrosine phosphorylation regulated kinase 3. Bases 991 to 2814 code for a protein of 607 amino acids. Gene Ontology annotation, cellular component: nucleus. The record is from RefSeq and is a predicted model, not a curated record. Gene Ontology annotation, biological process: peptidyl-serine phosphorylation; peptidyl-threonine phosphorylation; cytoplasmic stress granule disassembly. The transcript is spliced from 6 exons. Gene Ontology annotation, molecular function: ATP binding; protein serine/threonine/tyrosine kinase activity; protein serine/threonine kinase activity. Lineage: Eukaryota; Metazoa; Chordata; Actinopteri; Lampriformes; Lampridae.